Messenger RNA from Ostrea edulis (European flat oyster), 2122 nucleotides. RefSeq lists its product as uncharacterized. Bases 1 to 1995 code for a protein of 664 amino acids. Gene Ontology annotation, molecular function: chitin binding; carbohydrate binding. Lineage: Eukaryota; Metazoa; Mollusca; Bivalvia; Ostreida; Ostreidae. The record is from RefSeq and is a predicted model, not a curated record. The transcript has 11 exons. Gene Ontology annotation, cellular component: extracellular region.
AUGAAAUUUGUGGGAUUAUUCUAUGUAACAGUAUUUCCAGUCAUCGCUCUGGCGGCAAGCAAUAAUAAGGUUGUCUGUGAAUUUGAUACAAAACCUCUUUCAUGUCCUACUGGGACCACCAUACAGAUUCGGACUGUAAAUUUCGGUCGGACAAAUGCCAUCGUGUGCAAGAGGGACAAACACAUCGACUGCUACUCUACAGGGCGUGUAACAGGGAAUGUGGCUCGAAGAUGUAAUGGAAAUGACCUGUGUCAAGUCUCCGCGGACUCGGGGAUUCUGGGAGAAAACCCAUGUCCUGGCAUUCCAAAGUACCUCGACAUCCUUUGGGAUUGUAACCCUCUCCCGACCACCACUCCACCCACCACUACUACUGCAUCCACUACUACCGUGUCAACUACAACCGCAGCAGCCAAUCAAAAUUUAGGUCCAGAUGUUUGUCAUGAAAACCUAGUUUCCGGUCCGCGGGGGGUCGCAGAUAGUCAGAUAACCAGCUCCUCCACAUACAGUAACUCAUCUAGCGCUAACUACGCCCCCUACCGGGGACGACUAUACAGUCCCAGCCUGAACUACCAGAACGGAACAUUCUUAAACGGCGGCUGGUCGGCCAAAGUUAAUGACAGAUACCAGUACAUACAGGUCCAGCUGAAUUCACAAAGCGUAAUAAGAGGCGUGGUUACCCAAGGCAGGAAUAUAGACGCCAUAUCCCAAUGCUGCAACGAACACGUGACGAAAUACACCGUGGAGUACAGUGUUGAUGGAGUGAACUUCGAGUCUGUUAAGGAUUCUAACGGAAAUACGAUUGAGUUUAACGGAAAUAGUGAUCAGGAGUCAGAAGUUACACAUAUGUUUGGAUGCUCAAUCAUUGCCAAGUAUCUGAGAAUCCGUCCAGUGGAUUGGAAAAACCAUAUUACUAUGAGAUUUGAAGUGUUGGGAUGUCCUACUAAAUCGGACCCGUACGGUGUAUGUCCACAAGACUGGAAAGAGCGACCCGGAAGUGACACAUGUUAUCUGAUUACGACACGCGAAGCUAAAACAUUCAAUGACGCACGACAGAUUUGUCGUCUGCAGCAGGGGGAUCUGUUGGUGGUGGAAGACAAGGCGGAGGCGGCUUGGGUGAAACAGGAAUUAGAUCAAAUCAAAACAACAUACUUCCAAAACUUCUUAUAUCAAGUAUGGAUAGGGAUGUCAAACGCCCCUCGCACUGACACACAGAAUUACAGAUGGGUAACUGGCGCCCCACACGAUAUUAACAUAGUACCCUGGAAAAAAGGGAUGCCUGAUAACUACGCCAAAUCGGAACACUGCGCAGAAUUUGUGGACUCUGGACUCAAUGACGUCAGCUGCACAUCACCAAUAAAUUACAUCUGCGAGAAGAAAAAAUAUUGGUCUUAUCCCGGACCGGCGACUACACAAACCCCUCCUUCUAAAAGCAAUUCUCCAAGUGGAGGAGGGUCCGGAAGUUCGACGUCCGGAAUUUCAGGAUCCAGCAGCUCGGGAACCUCUAGUAGCGGCAUCACAGGAAGUGGAACUGGUACAGGAAUUAGUUCAGGUGGAACCGGAAGUAGUGGAUCGGGAACUGGUACAGGAAUUAGUGCAGGUGGAACCGGAAGUAGUGGAUCGGGAACUGGUACAGGAAUUAGUGCAGGUGGAACCGGAAGUAGUGGAUCGGGAACAGGCGGUAUUAGCGGAAGUGGAACAAAUAAUGGCGGAAAUCCUGUCACAACGCCCAGAACCACCUUAACUACACGGAGAACUAUUACAGUAACACAGUCGAAGACAACAAGAGGUCCAUCGGGACAACCACAAUUUUUAGCGGGCUGCAAAGUAGAGUCGGAUUGUAUUAGGAUCGGGAUCGGAUACCACCAGUCAUGCCGGGGGUGUAAUUACGUCCUGAAGUGUCUGCUCAGUGGUCCAGCGGUCCAGCAGUGUCCUAAUGGUUACGUGUUCGAUAACAAUAUGCGCUUUUGUACAACACAGUCCACUACGUGUUACUAAAAAUCAAAUGAUAUGAAGAAUGUGCAGGAGAAUCAAAACGCUUGUUUUUAAAGAAUUGUACACCUUGUUAAAUUAUUUAAUGUUCUUUAUGAAUGCAAUGUUCGUAAUUUCAUGGAUUUAUUUUACU